UCCUUCGUCCUUUCUCCUACAUUGCGCCGCUACGCAUACCCACACACCCACACCGCAACCUCUGCUCCUUGUGGAAAUAUAGUCGUAGUAUAAAGAUUUUUCACCGAGCGUCACAAUUUUCACGUUUUCGUACGUCCCAUCGCAAAAAUAAACACAAAUCAACUCGAAACUACAAAAAAGUGCUAUUGUUAACCCUUCGGUUACUAAUCUAGUCUCAAAAGAAUAAAUUAUUAAUUAAAAAUGGAAAAUAUACCCAAUAGAAGAAAACUCUCUGCAAAAGGAGAAUCAUUAUAUGCGCAUCUCACAUUGCCGAAAACCGCAUCUCCUGAAGAGAUCAAGAAGCAUUAUCGACGCCUAGCACUCAAAUUCCACCCCGAUAAGAAUUCCGACCCGGAGGCCGUCGAGAAAUUCAGAGAGAUUACCUAUGCGUACUCAAUACUCAACGAUGAAAAUAAGAGAGCUAUCUAUGAUGAAUAUGGUUCCAUUGGAUUGGCAAUGGCCAACCAGUUCGGUGAUGAAAACAUUCGGAUUCGUUUACCAUGGUGGUUAAAGAUGUUGGUUUACGCCGGCUGCAUCGCAACCUGUUUCUGCUGCUGUUGUUGCUGCUUCUGCUGCUGCAGAUACAAAUAUACGGAUCCCGAAGAGGAGGAAGGAUUCAAAUCAUUCCAACAAACUGCCUUAGUUGAGUAUGCACCGCAACUCGGCGACUUCGAAAUGGAAGGCAACGAUACCGAAGGCCCGUCGACGUCUCAACCCACGGCAAAUCCUUUCUAUGCUGGUCAAACUCAAGACACAACAUUCGUGUAAAUAUAAAUAAUCCGAAAAUAACUUCCGUAACUUAUGAAAUAACGCAAAUAAUAACAAAACUUGUUUUUGUCACGAUUUAAUACAACUACUGCAAGAUGUCGCUACGUUGCCGACACGUUCUGCAACACACGUCACAAACGAAUUCUGUUUUUAGCUAGUCGACGAUAUAUAGUUACCAUUAAUUAAAAUAUAAAUAAAUAAAUAAGAAAUUAAAGUAAUAUUAACAUGAAUACAUAUUAUAAUAGUAAUAAUGACGAAUGUACAUGACUUUAUAAUACAUACUCCUAUUAAUUUAUACAGAGUGUCACACCAACACUAACAAACACAAUAGCGUAGGUUUUAACAGAAUGGCAAGGUUAGAAAAAGUGAAUGUGUGGGUUUAAACUUCUUGAUGUUGUUUAUAAAUGGAGCAGGGUAGUAGUGACAGCCGUAAAACCGAAAGUUGAAAUUUCUGUACUUAAUUGUAAGUAGAAACCAGGAAAAAGUUGAAUGUUAUGGAAUAAGUUUUUGACAGAGUGCGAUGCACAAUUAAAUAACCUAACUUUUAAUCUAGACACACGCUAGUCACCAGUAAAUAUGUUUUAAGGUUAUAAAAGUUUGUUCAAUGCUCAAGAUAAGUUUGUUUCUCCAAUUCUAUCAAAUCUUCCACUUCCAAUUAACUAAAUUUUAUAAGUGUCUAACUUAGCAAAACUUAGAAGAAAAUGAAUUUAGUUUAGAAAAAUGUCGUGUUAAACUGGUUGAAUUCUUCAAAGUUUAUUGAGAAACAAAUAACUAUACCACGAUUGUAAAGAAAUAAAAUGUUUCACAUUUGCAUUCAUUAAUUCAUUGAAUACUCACAGACACACGUGUUUAUAAAAUGUUCAGACAAUAAUUUAGUUUUAUUUUCAAAAGAAAUAUGACCUUUUUUGUAAUAAUUGCGUAACGAACACAAACUGCCUAGAGCAAAUACUGUUUUGAUCUUGAUACCAAGUAAUAUGAAUAAAUAAAACAAAUUUAAUGAGAACCAA
Messenger RNA from Dalotia coriaria, 1814 nucleotides. Its product is annotated as dnaJ homolog subfamily C member 5-like. Bases 241 to 807 code for a protein of 188 amino acids. The record is from RefSeq and is a predicted model, not a curated record. The transcript is spliced from 5 exons. Lineage: Eukaryota; Metazoa; Arthropoda; Insecta; Coleoptera; Staphylinidae.